Messenger RNA from Racocetra fulgida, 459 nucleotides. The record is from the annotation of a GenBank genome assembly. NCBI's taxonomy places the organism in Eukaryota, Fungi, Glomeromycota, Glomeromycetes, Diversisporales, Gigasporaceae.
AUGGCAGUACAUCUAUUUGGUGAAAAUACUUGUGACAGAGUAGUUAACAAAGCAAAAACUUGUGAACUUACUCGUUAUAGUGCUGCAAUGUAUAUUACUCCUAAUCUUAACAACAAUAUUGUUACUCCAACUCCUAUAUCCUCUAAUUCUGUUGAAAUUAUAAUGGAAGCUCUCACUAAAUGUCCAAGAUUUCAUAAACCAAUGAUUGGUAAAGAUGUAUUAAAAUAUUCGAUUGUUGAAGACUUACAACAAAUCAAGACAAAUAUUUCUAUUGCUCAACUUGCUGCUGAAAAUCCCAAAUACCUAAGAGAACUAAAAGAUUCUUUUGACUCUCCUCCUAAACUUAAUGUUGGAGAAUUGGAUGAAAAACAACAAGAAGAAUUUUAUAAUCUUGUUAAUGAAUAUAUUGAUAUCUUUGCUCAAAAUGAUUUAGAUCUAGGAAGAACUAAUAAAAUCUAA